This is a messenger RNA of Porites lobata, 4118 nucleotides long. NCBI's taxonomy places the organism in Eukaryota, Metazoa, Cnidaria, Anthozoa, Scleractinia, Poritidae. The record is from the annotation of a GenBank genome assembly.
CAGUUAGCACUUCCUCCACCUUUGAAUAUCUUAAAAUUAGGGGCUUAUCGUGGAAUUCAGGAAUGCAGAAAUCAGUUUGAGAAUGAUAGCUCCUGGUGGAACUGUACAUUUGACUGGAAGCGCGUUGAUCGAAAGUUGCCCAUUUUUUUCAACAACACACUUCCUCAUGGUAAGAAUAUUUUUGUAUACUUGUGAUAUCUCUGGAAGGGGGGGAAGGGCUGGGAAGGCGGAGGGAGACACUCAACGGAAAUUUGAGUAGAGGUGUACGACCGGGGCCUUCAAACCCUGCAGACCGUGUUAAAUACAAAAAUCGUACAUUUCACCUCCUUGUUCAAGACAAGAGAGAUCAUUUUAUGACGGUCAUGAUUUAUUUUGUUUUCCAACAAGAUGGAUUUUUUUUUCAGCCAGAAUUAUGGAAUUUGAUUGUUUAGGAAAAAACAUCUUUGGUACCACAAAUUUAGACCAUUCAUCGUGACCCUUCUGUCCAAAAAGACACCCUUUCCAAGACGCUAAAUAGUGAAAUUUUAUACCAGCCCUGUUUGAGAUUCGUUAUGAUGGACUAGCAUGCAAUUGAGAACAAGUUUAUCAAAUACCUCCACUGGUAAUUCAUUUUCAUCUAUGCGGGCCAGGGGGGUCCUUUCCGUCUUAGCUCAUAAUUAAAGGACAAUAAAAGUCUCAUGACCGUAUACUUCUAUCAUCGUCAUCAUCUUCAUCAUGUACAAUCAAACUCUUGGAGCGGGUUACCAGUAACCAAUGGUCACAAGGGUCUGGCCAUCCCUCAAAUCUCAAGAACUCUUGGUAAUAUUGGACGCCUUCGAUGUUGCCGUACCAGUACCGUACUAUUCACACUAGAGACGGAUAAUCCAUCUUUUAAAUCAGUCAAAAUUGACGGCCAAAAAAAAUGAAUAAAGUCAGGCGGAUUGUCCAUCUAAAAUUAAGACCAUUCCAUUUUAAAUUAAGACGUACAAUAUGUCUGACACGAAUUAUCCAAGGGAUAACCAGUCUCAGACGGAUAAUCCGUUCAUAGUGUGAGUACAGCCAUUCUUGCAGUUCAAGGUAAUGGCGUUUUCUCUGCACGUGCCCUGGUCGUAUCCUUCUACCAAUAUGCUGACGUGACCUAUUCAAAUUGCCCCCAAAUUGCAAAGCUCCUAAAACAACCAGUAUUACCUCCACUUUUCGCAUAGCCCUCUUUGAGUUAACUCUGCAGUCAGCGGGUACGGCAACAUCGAUUAUCUUAAGGCAGACUCUAUCCUCCUUCCCCACAACGAUAAUACCCGGUCUUCUAGACUCUAUAUAUUACAUGGUCGCACUGUGUGUUGAAAUCCCACAACACUUUAAAUCUUAUCCGUCUCCAACACUUUUGGAAUCCCUCCAUUUCUUGCAUUUCCUUACAGCCACUCCAGAGACAGCCUUUCUCCACGCCAUCAGCGCCGCCGCCAUUACUUACGAAUUGACCCUUAAAUGCCGGUAUAACAUAGUGGGAUGCUAUUGUGUGAGACGUCGAGUAUCUAAUAGUUUUUUGGGGCAGUUAGGAUGUGGAGAUAAUGUUGAGUAUGGAAUGGACCAGACAAGGCUAUUUUUCGACGAACUAGAAACUGGAAUCGACGCUCGGACAGCAGUGAACAGGCAUAACAACCGAGUAGGAAGAGAGGUACGGUAGUUGUAGUUUCAAGACAGUCUGUCGUCCUAUAUAAGGGAAUUCGGAUUCCGGAAUAAGGGAAAUUUUUGCUUGUGGAAUCCGGAAUGCGCCGACAAUUUGCUUAUGGAAUCCGGAAUCCUGGGACUUUGAAAUCCGGAAUACAGCUCUAGGAAUCUGGAAUCCCACUAACGACUGGAAUCAAGAAUCCAUGUUCCACUGACAAAGACGGGAAUCCAGUACCUGGAAUCCAGAAUCCAAGACUGUCUUCAAAUCCCAUGGUAGCACGAGACUUCCAGUCGUUUUCUCCGUUGCUGAGAGGAGGAAACGACUGGAAGUAAUCGUCUAAAAUUCAGGCUACUUACAUGGACUACAUGGGGGGAAGUCUGGGGAAACGAUUUUAAAGGGAACCUCCACUCUUACUACAGAAUAAGAUUAAAUCGAAUAAAAUUAUGUUGAUAAACAAAUUUGUUUGAAAUUUGUCCUUAAAAAAAGUGUUUAGAUCAGGAAAAGUGAAUUUUAAAAUCUCUUAUUUUCACUUUCAAAUUUCGCGGGCGCCGCCAUCUUGAAUAAUUGUGACGUGUUAUGGUUGCUGUAUUGUUCUGACACAAAGAGCUUUUGUUUAAUAAUAAUAGGGCAACCGUAACACGUCACAAUUAUUCAAGAUGGCGACGCCCGCAAAAUUUGAAAACAAAAAUAGGCGAAUCUAAAAGUUAUUUCUUUCGGAUACAAACGCUUUCUUUAAAAAUAUUUUAGAUUGACUUGACUGUAACAGUUAUUACCUGUGAUUUAAAGUUAUCUUUUUGUUGAAGUGGAGGUUCCCUUUAAAACAGCUUGUUCAACGGGAACAGGACACUUUUUCAGCCGGCGGAAAAUUUGUGCGGCGUCGUAUGAAUGUAGCCUUAAUGUCAUUCAGAAGCUGUCUUCCUCUUUCAAGGCACAUCUUGGCGUGAACCAAAUAUGGUGACAGUCAUAUGCUAUAAUUACGGGAUAUAUCGUAGUUGGGGGCAUGUGUUCUAAUCAUUUUAAACUUUUCUAUUUAACCGCAGCGUCAUUUAAAAGGAUGCAACUCUUUCCCUUUACAGAUAGUCCGAUCUAGUCUUAUUGCCUGGUGUAAAUGCCAUGGCUUCGGUGGAGCAUGCCAUGUGAAGACCUGCUGGAAGAUACUGCCUCCUUUUCAAGACAUCGGGAAAGUGCUAAAGAAAAAAUACAGCGACGCUGUGCCGGUCUGGUUUGUGGGUAACAGGCUAAUGGAGAAGAUUGACGAUAAUAUGAGGGCCAUCAAAAAAGAGGACACAAGGCUUAUUUAUCUCGAUCCCUCCUCUAAAGGCUACCUCCAAAAUGACACCUUGACCCCGCCAAAUAGUGAAAUGUUUCGGAAAAAGUCGUGUACCAGCAAAAAUAGCGCCAAAACCAACUGCCAGUUUUUCAUGGCUUUGUGCAGCUAUUUUGGUCUGGGACAAGAAACAGUGAAGGAGUGUAAAAGGUAUAAGAGUACAAGUAUUUGUAGACGAAUGAAAACUUGCAAGAAAACAUAUUUUACCACAACUUGUUACCGUAAACCUCAGGGUUUAAAAACUAAUUAACAGGUUCUGUUUUUUGUUUUUUAUCCUUUUCCAAAUGUUUCUUUAUUGUUUUCAGUGCUAAUAAAUUUUUUUGCCACCCAAUUUCGAAGCCAGUUUCUACAGUCAAACCUCUCGGGAGCGACUACCCAAAAUGCGAAGAUUUAGUGGUCGCUUACGAGAAUCGAACCACAAAAGUUCCCUUCCCGGAAGAGGACCGAUCACAGCUACAUUUUUGAAUAGAAUUCACCGCAUGAAGUUACGAUAUGUGUUGCCGGUUUCAUGCAGAAGGACGAUUCGCUUGGACUUAAGAAGAUUCGCCCAAUGACAUACAACACUCUACAAAAUGGUGAACCUACUUCUCCGAGAUGUUAUACUUUAGUUAAACUUGGAUUCCACAUGUUCAGCCACUGUCUUUUCAUGUUCUCAGGCUUAAAGAACGACAAAUACACAUCGGGCGAACCGACCUUCGGACGAAACGACCACAUACCUCUCUUAGUAGUUUAGUACAUAGAGCGGGCAUAGAGAUCUACCAUGUCCAAGUUUUCGCUAACAGGAAGAUAAAAUCAACGGUGAAAUCACAGUGAAGCCCUUGUAAUUUCGAAAAGACUCAAGUUGCCCUAGGAUGACCGAACAGAUGCAAAUUUUAUAGCGACACUUGAAUGCAUUUAUAGAGAUCUAAAAGUGUUGUGGAUAGUCUAAAAGGUGUUUUCAAUGUAUUAAGGAGGAAACCGGUGCCACGCCCCCCUCUUUGGACGACGGCCGUAGAUUUGCCGAUAAUUUUAGAUGCAAUUAACAUGUUACGAAAGUAAGAACUUUUCUGAUUCCUCUCUCCAUCACAUUUUUGAACCCGAACAUUUUAAGUUUCUUUUUUCAGACGAAAAAUAGCCAAACCUGGGCAGUUAACUGUGAAAAAUUAA